Molecule: messenger RNA, 1123 nt
Organism: Arvicanthis niloticus (Nile rat)
Lineage: Eukaryota; Metazoa; Chordata; Mammalia; Rodentia; Muridae
Gene: Ocel1
Product: occludin/ELL domain containing 1
Biological process (GO): bicellular tight junction assembly
Cellular component (GO): cytoplasmic vesicle; bicellular tight junction; apical plasma membrane
Source: RefSeq, a predicted model, not a curated record
GGCAGCAGGGCCAGGCGUGCUCCGGGCGGGACAGGUGACACCGGGCGGGACCGUCGGAUAACCACGGGCGGUCGUGGGCUGGGAGCUCCGCGGGCUGUAACCGCGCGAGGCAGGAGGCGGAGGGGUCUUUUCGACUCGGCCCGGGGUCGCCGUUCGCUGCUUUGCGCUUUUCCGGCUUCAAGGACGGGGCGGGGCCUGCGCUGCACCGCCUGCCACCCUCGAGCAUGACGGCACGUUGACGCCACAGCGCCUCUUCAGCGCCCCUUUCCGGGGUCCGCACUAAGGGGCGGAGUCUGGGUUGCGCGGCCAGCCAACCGCGCUCGCGUAUGCAAAUACCCGCAGGCCCCGCCUCCAGGCGCGGCCCGCGCGGUCCUCGAGCCUGCGGAUCCCGGUCCAGGCGCUCAGGCCCGGAUGCCACUUGCAAUUUGCGCCCUGCCGCCGGGGGGCGCCAGAGCACUGUGGCCCCACGCAUGCCUGCCCGACAGCGUCCGCAGCCCCGCGCCGGACGGCCAAAGUGCCAGCCCGGCCCCGGAGAGCUCUGCACGAGGGCCCGGAAGAUCGUGUUUGCGGAUGAGCUGCGCCCCCCGGCCCCACUGCACCCAGAGAAGCGUCCCAAGGAUCUGGGACACCGCCCCAAACCAGUGCCUGACUACGAGCUUAAGUACCCACCAGUGACCAGCAGAAGGGACCGGAGCCGCUAUGCCGCAGUGUUCCAGGACCAGUACGGAGAGUUCUCGGAGCUCCAGCGGGAGGUGGGGGCCACACAGGCUAAGCUCCAGCAACUGGAGGCCCUGCUGCUGUCACUGCCCCCGCCGCAAAGCCAGAAGGAGGUCCGCAUGGCAGCUCAUGUCAGGAGAGAGUUUGAGAAGAAGCAGGCGGAUCCUGUCUUCCUGGAUAAGCAGGCUCGCUGUAACUACUUGAAGGGUAAACUGAGGCACCUCAAGGCCCAGAUCCGAAAAUUUGAUGACCAAAGGGACAGCGACAGCGAGGACUCCGUUUACUUCUGAGUGUCCUGGGGAGAUGGUGGCCAGCUCCUCCUCCCAUGGGGAACCACACCAGUUCUUCCAGGGGAAGCAAGUCCCUGUUGAGAAUCCCAGAGAAUAAACAUGGAUUAGACACCUAC